Molecule: messenger RNA, 2443 nt
Organism: Serinus canaria (Common canary)
Lineage: Eukaryota; Metazoa; Chordata; Aves; Passeriformes; Fringillidae
Gene: MMP17
Product: matrix metallopeptidase 17
Exons: 10
Coding region: 19-1788 (589 amino acids)
Biological process (GO): collagen catabolic process; extracellular matrix organization; proteolysis
Cellular component (GO): extracellular matrix
Molecular function (GO): zinc ion binding; metalloendopeptidase activity
Source: RefSeq, a predicted model, not a curated record
GCCGCGAAGAGCGGGGGGAUGCUGAGCCCCGCCGCCCGGCACCGCGCCCGCCUCCGGGAGAUGCUCUUCGUGCUCGCUCUGUGGCUGGCGUGGCAAGAAGCGCCCGCGGCGCCGACCCCCGCGGCGGAGGACAUCACCCGGGGAGUUGACUGGCUGACAAAAUUUGGGUAUCUGCCUCCUCCGGACCCUGUCACGGGGCAGCUGCAGACGCAGGAGGAGCUCACCAAGGCCAUCACUGCCAUGCAGAGGUUCGGGGGGCUUGAGGCCACAGGAGUCCUAGAUGAAGCCACCCUGGAGCUGAUGAAGACCCCUCGCUGUUCUCUGCCUGACCUCACCAUUGAAGAGACCAGGAGGAAGCGAUUUGCCCAGGCUGUCACCAAGUGGAGCAAAAGGAACUUGUCCUGGAGAGUUCGCACCUUCCCAAAAGAGUCCCACCUGGGCCACGACACUGUCCGAGCCCUGAUGUACUAUGCCCUGAAGGUCUGGAGUGACAUCACCCCGCUGAAUUUCCAUGAAGUGGCUGGAAACAAUGCUGACAUCCAGAUAGACUUCUCCAAGGCAGAUCACAAUGAUGGCUAUCCCUUUGAUGGGCCCGGUGGGACGGUGGCACAUGCUUUCUUCCCCGGAGACCAUCACACUGCAGGGGACACUCAUUUUGAUGAUGACGAAUAUUGGACCUUCCGAUCAUCAGACACUCAUGGGAUGGAUCUAUUUGCUGUAGCUGUCCAUGAGUUUGGUCAUGCCAUCGGCUUGACCCACAUCUCUGCCAUAGAGUCUAUCAUGAGACCCUACUACCAAGGUCCAGUGGGGGAUCCCCUGAAGUACGAUCUGCCUUACGAGGACAAAGUCCGGAUCUGGCAACUCUAUGGAGUCAGGGAAUCUGUGUCCCCCACAGCCAAGCCUGAAGUCAGCAAAACAAAUGAUCAUCCAAUCCUGCCAGAGCUGCCAGAGAACCGCUCCACUGUCCCCCUCAGGCGGGACGUGCCCAACAGAUGUAACACGCACUUUGAUGCAGUGGCCCAGAUCCGGGGAGAGGCUUUCUUCUUCAAAGGCAAGUACUUCUGGAGACUGACUCGCAAUAAGCACUUGGUCUCCCUCCAGCCGGCUCAGAUUCACCGUUUCUGGCGGGGCUUGCCGCUCAACCUGGACAGCCUAGACGCAGUCUACGAGAGAACCAGCGACCACAAGAUUGUCUUCUUCAAAGGAGACAGAUACUGGGUCUUCAAAGAUAACAAUGUGGAGGAAGGGUACCCACGACCCAUUUCGGACUUUGGCCUGCCCCUGGGAGGAAUUGACGCUGCUUUCUCCUGGGCUCACAAUGACAAGACUUAUUUCUUUAAGGACAAUCUCUACUGGUGCUACGAUGACCACGAGCGGAGGAUGGAUCCCGGCUAUCCUUCAGAGGCCAUCCCGUGGAAGGGAAUACCCAGCCCUUUAGAUGAUGCCAUGAGGUGGUCAGAUGGUGCAAGUUACUUCUUUAAGGGCAAGGAGUACUGGAAGGUGCUGGACAGUGAUCUGGAGGCGCAGUCCGGGUACCCACAGUCCAUCGCCAGGGACUGGCUGGUGUGCAGUGACAUGCAGGCCGACGCCCCCGAGGCAGCCGGGAGCAGCAGGACUGGGGCACGCUCCAGGCCGGGACAGCACGACGAGAGCCGCUCAAAGAACGGUUACGAGGUCUGCUCCUGCACCUCGGGCACCCCAUCCCCGCGCCCUCACCCCACACCCGGACCGACUGCCAGCCUCAUGCUGGCUGUGUGGACAGCAGCACUGGUUUGUGUGGCCCUCUGACGGCUCAUCUCACCAUCAGGACAACACCGUGGUGCUUCGGAAUACAGCUCUGUGAUUGCUAACUGUUCCAAGCAGAAAAAAAGACAUUCCUAAGAACAUGCCAGUGAAGGGUUUGAAUUCUCCAUGAGAAAUGAACAGUGAUUUUGUUUUGGGGUUUACUUUCUUCUUAAUUUUAGUUUAAAGGUCUAAUAACAGAGUUGAGUUCUGCAUCUUCUUAUUCCCCCAUCCAGUUAAAGAUAAGAGCAGCCUUAUGUUGAAUUUAGAAAUGCUUCAUAGAGAUGUGUUGCUCUGGAUGUUCAAACACAGCAAAUGACAGAGGGGAGAGCUCCUGGGAUGGAAUGGGGGCAGAAGAGAUGCUGCUGAGAUAGAUGGCAACAGAAAGGCAGCCAGCAGGAGAUAGCAGUUGUGUGCUGACACAAUGUACACAUCCCAUUGGAUGUACUAGGCAGAAGAAACCGUGACUCCACUAAGAUUAACUGCAAGGUGAUCAUUAUUUACUGUCAAGCCUGCUGUAGUCACUGGUGUCUGGGUAACCUGUAUCAGUUUCUAUGGGUCAGAAACACCUUUGCCUUUCGGAAGGUGCCGCAGCUUAUCUUUGUAUACGAGUCAUUGUAAUUUAACAGUUUCUCUAAUAAACCUUGGCCGCCUACAUGGA